This is a messenger RNA of Chinchilla lanigera (long-tailed chinchilla), 7423 nucleotides long. RefSeq names its product round spermatid basic protein 1 (gene Rsbn1). Gene Ontology annotation, cellular component: nucleus. The record is from RefSeq and is a predicted model, not a curated record. NCBI's taxonomy places the organism in Eukaryota, Metazoa, Chordata, Mammalia, Rodentia, Chinchillidae.
AGUGCUGGGAUUACAUGCGUGUGCCACCACGGCCUGCUAACUUUCUUGUUUUGAAACAAACUUCAUUACAGCAGUGUUCACUUAGUUUUAUGUAAUUCUGUAAGAAUUAGUGGUAUCAAAGCAGUAAUUUUAUCUUCUGUGUAUCACUGCAACCAAUUAUUUUCAAAUAUCGUUGUUAAAGACCAAAUGCAUUAAAAGAAUCCUAGUUAAAAGUUGAGUGACGAAAGUCUAAAUAAAAUUUCCCUUGGUGAAGGUGACGAUCUGGGGAGUGUUCACUGGUAGACACGCCCUUCAAAUUUAUGCAACCUUACACUUAUGAUCUGGAAAAAAUCAUAUAAAAAUGAAAACAGGCUUUUCCACCUCGGGUCUUCCGUAGCCCCAGCGGGUUCCCGGGCCGCCAGGCAGGUCGCGCACCUGUCUGGUUACGCCUGUAGCUGGGACCACAGCAACGCCCGGAAGGCGCUUCCAAACACCUAACUGCAGCCCUACUGCACGUCGCAGCAAAACUACCGUCAUUUUGCGUAACAGUAAAUCCUCUUUUUCCCUUCACGGUACCGUCUGUCACGGGACAAGGCCGGAGAUUCUUCUACCUCACAAAGGGUGGUGAGAGCAACACGACGUGCAGAAGUCACCAUGGAAACCACCUAUUCAGUGUAAAAUGACGAAGGGACGCAGGCAGACGAUAACGUGAGCGCGCAGCCAGACUCGGAGAGCCAUUAACAAUGUUCGGGCCGUUAGGGCGGUUGGCGGCAACUCGCCGGCCGGCUGCCGUUGCGUCGCAGCCCGAAGCGUGACUCGGCGCACGCUCCCGCUCCGCUCCUCCACUCAGCGCCAGGGACGCGGCGGGGGCGGCGAGACUACGGGUCCCACGCGUCUUUGCGCGGCCCAGGGCGCUUUACAAUAGAAGCUCGGUGGGAGAGGCCCGCGGAGCGCUGGGCACCGCCGCUUCCGGCAUGUUCCGCUCCGCGCCGAGCACGGCCGACAAAUGGAGAGAGAAGGAGAGACUCCAAUGCCCAGAGGGCCGUGCGCAAGUGGCGCUUGCGCGGUGCGCGGACGGGGGGGCGGUCGGGCCAUUUAAAUGUGUGUUUGUGGGUGAAAUGGCUGCGCAGGUCGGAGCAGUGCGCGUAGUACGGGCGGUGGCGGCGCAGGAGGAGCCGGACAAAGAGGGGAAGGAGAAGCCCCAUGCUGGGGUUUCGCCGCGGGGAGUGAAGCGGCAGCGCCGGGCAAGCAGUGGGGGGUCUCAGGAGAAGCGGGGGCGGCCGAGCCAGGACCCCCCUCUCGCUCCCCCUCACCGGCGGCGUCGCAGCCGCCAACAUCCCGGGCCGCUGCCGCCCACGAGUGCCGCCCCCGCCCCCGCCGGGCCCGCCGUCGCCACCCCGCUCCCGGCCCCGGGCACCUCGGCCCUCUUCACCUUCUCGCCCCUGACGGUGAGCGCGGCCGGGCCCAAGCAUAAGGGCCACAAGGAGCGGCACAAGCACCACCACCACCGCGGCCCCGAUGGCGAAGCCAGCUCCUGCGUCCCGGGCGAUCCCAAGCACAAGGACAAACAGGAAAACGGCGAGGGGACUGGAGGGAUGACUGCGAUGAAGGCCCCGAAGCGAGAAACACCAGAUGAAAAUGGUAAAACCCAGAGAGCUGAUGAUUUUGUCUUGAAGAAAAUAAAGAAGAAAAAGAAAAAGAAACACCGAGAGGACAUGCGAGGAAGACGCCUUAAAAUGUACAAUAAGGAAGUACAAACCGUCUGUGCUGGCCUGACCCGCAUCAGUAAGGAAAUUCUCAACCAAGGACAAAUAAAUAGCACUUCAGGAGUUAAUAAGGAAUCCUUCAGGUAUCUGAAAGAUGAACAGCUGUGCCGAUUAAAUUUGGGCAUGCAAGAAUAUCGGGUACCCCAGGGAGUACAAACACCUUUUAUGACUCACCAGGAACAUUCUAUUCGUAGAAAUUUCUUAAAAACAGGUACUAAAUUUAGCAACUUUAUUCACGAGGAACACCAGUCCAAUGGUGGUGCUCUUGUCCUUCAUGCUUACAUGGAUGAACUCUCAUUUUUGUCUCCAAUGGAGAUGGAGAGAUUUUCUGAGGAGUUUCUUGCUUUGACAUUCAGUGAAAAUGAGAAAAAUGCUGCUUACUAUGCUUUAGCAAUAGUGCAUGGAGCAGCUGCUUAUCUCCCAGACUUUUUGGACUACUUUGCUUUUAAUUUCCCCAACACUCCAGUGAAAAUGGAAAUUCUGGGCAAGAAAGAUAUUGAAACAACAACCAUUUCAAAUUUUCACACUCAGGUCAACAGGACAUACUGUUGUGGUACCUACCGAGCAGGUCCAAUGCGGCAGAUAAGUCUUGUUGGAGCAGUAGAUGAAGAAGUUGGUGAUUAUUUCCCAGAGUUCCUUGAUAUGUUAGAAGAAUCACCAUUUCUGAAGAUGACUCUGCCCUGGGGCACACUUUCCAGCCUGCGACUACAAUGUAGGUCCCAGAGUGAUGAUGGACCUAUAAUGUGGGUAAGGCCAGGAGAACAAAUGAUCCCUACAGCAGAUAUGCCAAAGUCACCCUUCAAAAGACGAAGAUCAAUGAAUGAAAUUAAAAAUCUCCAGUACCUACCUCGGACCAGUGAACCCCGUGAAGUCCUCUUUGAAGAUAGGACAAGAGCUCAUGCUGAUCAUGUAGGUCAGGGGUUUGACUGGCAGAGUACGGCUGCUGUUGGGGUUUUGAAAGCUGUACAGUUUGGUGAAUGGAGUGACCAACCUCGCAUAACCAAAGAUGUGAUUUGUUUUCAUGCUGAGGAUUUUACUGAUGUUGUACAGAGACUUCAAUUAGACCUUCACGAACCUCCUGUUUCCCAGUGUGUACAGUGGGUGGAUGAAGCUAAACUAAACCAAAUGAGGCGAGAAGGCAUUCGUUAUGCUAGAAUUCAGCUAUGUGACAAUGAUAUCUACUUCAUCCCUAGAAAUGUUAUUCAUCAGUUCAAAACAGUGUCAGCAGUAUGCAGCUUAGCCUGGCACAUAAGACUUAAACAGUACCACCCUGUUGUUGAAGCCACUCAGAACACAGAAAGCAAUUCUAACUUGGAUUCUGAUUUAACUGGAAAGCGAGAAUUAGAAGUUGACUCACAAUGUGUGAGGGUAAAAACUGAAUCUGAGGCCACAUGCACAGAGAUGCAGCUUGUGACAACUGCUUCAUCGUCUUUCUCACCUUCAUCAGAACUUCAUCAUCUACAGCAAGAUCAGAAGACUCAGCCUGUUCCAGUUUUGAAGGUGGAAAAUAGACUGGACUCAGACCAGCAACACAAUCUGCAGGAAAAUACAAGCACUCCUGUGUGAUAUGUACAUAUUCAAACACAUUUUUUAACUUUUUUAAAUUUUGAUGUGAAGUUAUAGUUUUAUAACUGGCUUAAGUUAAGUUUUAUUGGAGAAAUCUUGCCUAUAAUUCUAUAAAGAGAAAUGACAUUCCACAAAUGUCAGGCAUAUCUUUUUUACACAGAUUAUGCAAAAUUAAGAGUUGUAUCUUAUCCCGUUAGUACAGUAUGUAAUAGUGGGUCUGCUGCUACUUUCUGUUUUAAGGUGUGAGGUAACAAUUCAAUCUCUUCUUCAAAUCAGAACAAGAAUUCUCUGGAAUAACAGAUUCUUAUUUGUUAAAUCAUUCACUUUCUUUAAUUUUAUCUUGCCUUGUCUCUUGCCAUAUUUGCUAUUUUUAUGAUAGAAGUCAGAUUUAUGAUUUAGUAUUUGUGUCUUCAUGGCACAUACUCAAUUUCCACAGUAAAAAAUGGCAUAGAUUGCAGGAAAGAGUUCUUGCAUCUGGUACAUGGGCAAGUAAGUUAUUUAGUCCAGCCAUAAGGAACAAGUAGUUUCUAGGGAAAAUUCAGUGGCUCUCUGGUUUCUUAACGAAAGAGAAAGCACAGCACUUUCUGAUCCAAACUUUUUUUUUUUUUUUUUGAUAUCUGUUACUUAAUGCCCAGUGGAUAUUUCAAUUAAAGAAAUCUAAAGCUGAAUAGUCCUUGGUCAGUCAUUAUCCAUGGUUCAUUAAUCUCUUGUAAAAUACAUGGUAACUAUGGAAGGCAUUUUUGGUGAAAGAGAUGUUGACAUAAUACUCUGUUGUUCUGCUUCCUAGCAUCCUCACAUUUCAUGUGGAUGCUUUUGCUUUCUAAAUUGAUCACAGUUAUCAAACUGAAGAGAAUGAUAUCAAUCUUUCUAAUGAGGCUGCCAUGUUUUGAGCAUCAAACUUAAGAAAAACUAUUCUUUUUACUUGGCAUCAACCUACUCAUGAUAAAUACUUAUUUUUGAUACACUUCGCAGUUCUAACUGGUGAAUAACUAGGUUUCUUUACUGUUAUUCUGUGUUGCUAUUUUCUAAUAAAGAAUACAGCACUAAACUUCAUCCUAGAGUUUUGGUAGCCUAAAACUUAGUGCCUGAGUAUUUAAAUUUUUUACUCUUUUUCAGAGAGGCACAGUUCAUAUAGCUAGUGUGAUAUUAACUUUCUAUUAUUUUAGAAUGUUAAUAUGAUACACAUACUUUGUUUUGGUUAAUACUAGGGUAGGCCUUUUGUUUAUUAAAGGAAGAGUACUCCCCACACCUAAGACCAGAUUCUUGUAUCUACCUGGUUACAGUGCAAUUUGAACUUUUGUUUUUUGGAUGGUGAGAUUUGAAAUAUUUACAUUAACAUAGGCAAAAAAAAAAAAAAAAAAGAUGCUGCUUUACUGUGUCUGUCACCCUGAAAACUUAGCUGCAUCUUUUGAAAUAUCAAAUAUGAAUUUUCUCUAAAAUAUUCUGAAAUAGGUAAAAUCUUAUAUAAAUAUUACUUUGUGCAAUAUUGUUGUGUAGUUAAAUGGAUAUUAGCAAAGUAUAGAGGUCACUGUGUAAAUUGAUAGAAAAGUAACCAUCAGCAAAUACUACUACAGUGAUUAGUUAGAAUCUGUAUUAUUCCUUAUAUAUAUGUAUAUGUAUGUAUUCUCUGUUUCAAAGGAUGAAGACAAAUAGGGAAACAUUUCAGUGUAAACCAUUUAUGAAUUGGAAGUGAUGUUGGUUUUAGUUAUCUUUGUAAAUAAGUAAUUAGAAUGGUAUGAAAGGUAAUGUGAUUAUUGCAGGGGUGUUUUUAAAUCCUGUGUAUAAAUUCUUGGGUAAAUUCUAGUUUAUCACAACUAGUUUUUAAGGGACCUUUGAGGGUAUUUCUUUUGUUAUUUUGUGGGAAAGGGGGCUAAUCACAAAACGUAUGGGUUUGGGUUAUUCCUUUCUUUUAUUUUUCAGUCCAGAAGAAUUUCAUAGAGCUUUACCAGGCUGUGCAAAGUAAAAUUCUUCUCAGGCAACAUUUGCUUUUUAAAAUAAUCAUGAAGAGCAAGGUUGUUAAAGCAAAAAGUUUUUAUUUUGUUUUUCUUGUCUUCCAAGAUCCGAUUUCCCCACCUUCCCCUUGCCAUCCAGCAGAUGCCAUCUGUCAUCUAAGCUGGUCAUUACUAGUAAACAAGAAGACUGUCUCCUGACAGCCAGCACUGUGUAUAAUCACUCAGGAACCAGCGGAUCUGCAAAGACCUACAAUCAAAAGCAAAUCCCCAUUUUCCUUUUAUAAAACAUUCUACCCUCACCUCCAAUAUAAAUGCAUUAAAAAUAUAAAAAGUGUUUAAAAUCAUGUACUAAUAAAUUCAUUGUAUGUUAGAAUUGCAAUAGAAUGGAGAGAAAUAUUUAGCUAGUAAUGUAUCUGGAAACUCAAUGUCCUAUGUGAGUAUUAGAUUUUGAUAGCAUGCUUUAAAGACUGAUGAAUAUAAAAGCAGAAGUUUUGAAUUCCGUACUGCUUUCAAAACUGUAUCCUAGUUUAGUGAUACAAAUGAUUGCAACUUUUCUAAAUCAUUAAAUUAUUUGGUUUGGUGGAGUGAGGCAUGGAGCAAUCUGGCGUCCUCUGAUUUGUAGAGUUGUGAUGGCAGUGAAAUUUAAGCAGAUCUUCCUUUUUGCUGUAUUAUCCAUUGUGCCAACUCUUGAGAUUACUUGCAGAAUGUAAGCUGUAAGUUUUAUGGAGAAAUGUGGAGAAGAGGGAAUUUUUAAAAUGUGCUUAUGGAAAGGACGUAAUAAAUGAAUAUUCCUAAUAGUAAGUAGAAUGAUUUUAUGGUACCCAUUACAAAGGAUAAAAGUCUUCCCCCUGGCUCAGAAGUCAUCUGUAAUUACCAAGAUAAUGCUAGGAGUAAGAUUAUGAUCCUAGGAGGUAUUUCAAAUUCAGAAAGCAAUAACGAUAAAAACCUACAUAUUGAUUCCCUCCUCCAAGCUUUUUUUUUUUUAACUCUUUUAAAAAUGAAUUUCUAAGCUUAACUGUACUUUUAAUUUGCUUAUUCAGUACUUAAAAUUUAACUGGUACACUAUUUUUAGCUAAAGACUUUUGGAAAGUGCCCUGUCCCCUCAGAGACAGUUGGACUACCAACUAAUACUGUAAGCUCUCGUAGGGGAAAAUGAGCUUAUUAAAUAAAUUCUUUACUAAACCUUGGAUGUCUUGCAUUAUCAGUCUUAAUAGGCAUAAAGGUCAUAAUGAGUGGAGAAACUUUUGCUUAUUGCCUUUCCCUAUAUAAAUAUUGUCUCAAAGCUAAUAUAGGAACAAGACUCCCAAAUCUACGAAAAUAUACUUAGUGAAUAUAUUCUUAAUCAUUAAUAUUAACCCAUUAUAUUUUCGUCUGUAUAGCCAUUAAAAAGUUAUUUGUAUUUGUACCUUUAGGAAGAUUGUAUCUUUUUAAUAAAUGUUUCAUCACUACUACAGGUUUUUAAACAAAUACCUUUCUGUAGCAUAUGCCAGAGGUUCACAUUUUGUGCUGUUUUAUGUUUAAAGCAGGUUGCAGCUGUAUUUAUUGGUCAUGCAAGUAAAGGAAAUGCAGUGUAUGUUUUUCCUAAGUGCAUAAAGGACUCAUGCUCAUCCUGAAAGUUUGCUGCUUUUGAAAGCAAGUAUCUCUCCAUAAAUAUGGCCUUCCAUUUUCUUCAUAAAUUUUUUAGGAUCCACUUGUGCAUGUAGUUGAGACCACUGUCUCUUAAAAUAUAGCACUUUUCAAUUUUCUCUAAAGAAAUAUGUACUGCUUCUAUCACAUGUUGUAAAUUUUCAUGUAAUAGUGUUUUCUGUGACUAAACUCCAUUUUGAUUGGCAGCUAAGAAUUUUUUUCCUGUGGCUUUAAUUUAUCUUAAGAGGUCUUUGCAUAUAGAUGAAAUGUAUAAUUUGCCUGGCGGACUUUUUGCGUUGUGUGGCCUUAGUUUGUUUAUUGACAUUAACAAGUGUUUUAAAAAAGUUUUUAAUGAAUAGUCUUAAAUCCAAAUUUGUGUGAAUAAUAAUCCUUUUAACACAGUGCUUUUUUGUAGCUGUCUAAGUGUGUUAAAUUGUUAAGCUAUUUCUUUGUAAAAUAGGACAAUGGAAUGCAUAGAGGUUUUUUUCCCCUGUAAAGUAUUUUUUUAAUAAACAAAGUCUGAUUUGUCCUUUA